Molecule: messenger RNA, 1967 nt
Organism: Paramacrobiotus metropolitanus
Lineage: Eukaryota; Metazoa; Tardigrada; Eutardigrada; Parachela; Macrobiotidae
Exons: 3
Coding region: 666-1760 (364 amino acids)
Biological process (GO): G protein-coupled receptor signaling pathway
Cellular component (GO): membrane
Molecular function (GO): G protein-coupled receptor activity
Source: RefSeq, a predicted model, not a curated record
AUCGGUUUUGAAAAACAGGGGGAGUCAAACUCCGAAAAAUUGCCGGUUGACACCCCCUCUAUGACGCCCUCGUAAUAUUGUUAUACAAAUAAAUAUUUAAUUUACUUAAUCAUUUUAUAUGUAUAAAAAUUAUUUUAAAUAGUCCCUUUAUAUUGCAGAUUCUAAUUAUAAUAAUUAGUAUUUAAUAAAAUAAAUACCUUAAUUAAAUAUAUUUUAAUAUUUUAUUUAGUAUAUGAUUGACAUGAUUAAUAAUUUAUGUAAUUAUUAGACUUGCUAAGUUUGCAGUGAAUAGAUUCGGUAAUUAAUCUGGAUACAUUGGACGUUGUUGUAGUCAACGUACGUAGUUGUACACUUGCACUCGGCGUAAUUAAAGACGCGGGUUUAAAGUAGCGCGUCAUCCCGAAUUAUACUUGUCGGUAAGCCCCGCCCACGCCCGCUCAUAUUGUACACUGCGGUUUUCCCGGUACCAUUAAUCCGCGGGUUAUCUUCCCGCUUAAACGCGGCAGCGUAUCCUGAUCCAGCGGUGUCAGCGGAACAAAAAAAAACGCCCGAUAUAACGGUUCCGGUAAUUCAUUCUCGACUCGCCUUACGCGCCACCUGCUCCCAUAUUCCCACUUCCCGUUUUUGCCGACUAUCGAGCAAUCAUUAUACGAUUUUGUUCGACGAUGAACAACACCACCUACCUCUGCCCACUACCGCCCCCCGGCGUCCCCCCGCGUUUCUACACCACGGGGUUCAUGCUGUUACCGGUGACCUUUAGCGGAUUACUCGGCAGCGGGGUGUGCGCGUACACCCUGCGCCGCAACCGGCAACCGUCGCUGUCGUUAUCCAUGGACAUCCUGUUUGACGGCAUGUCGCUCCUCAGCUUCCUCCUGUCCGCCGGCGUCCUGCCCUUUCACAUUUAUACGACGUUGACCGGGCCGCGGAAUAUCCUGGCGACGCCGGCGUAUCAGCCGCUGUGUAAAGCCAUCGGGUUUCUCCUGCUGGUGACCACCCAGGCGGCGGUGACGUACCACGCCGUCAUCGCGCUGCACCGGUUGUUUAUCGUCGUCCUGGCGCCGCGGCGGCCGGUACUGAAGUCCCGGGCGGUGCUGGUGGCGCUGGCGGUCGCCCCGUGGGCGGAGGCUGUGCUGUUUAAUCUCUGGCCGUUGGCGCAUAUCGGCGCGGAAUUGGGGUAUGUCCGUAUGUACAACUGCAUGACGGACCGCUGCAUGCUGGCGGCCACCCACUCGCCGGGCUACCAUGUGUUCGUGCGCAUGGCCACGCCGGCGCUGGCCUUCCCGCUGAUGCUGGUCAGCUACGCGGCCAUCUGCUGCCGGGUCUUCCGCGUCCGGGCGCGCUUCAUCCGCACCGCCACCUCCACGGUGGUGCCGGAGGGCGGGGCCGCGGCGCCGCGCCGGAAGAAGACGCUGUGGCGCCUGAAGAACGCCUGGCUGGAGAUGAAGCUGACCAAGGUGGCCUUCGUGGCCUGCGUGACCUUUUCCGCCUGCUACCUCCCGGUCACCGUCCGCACGCUCUUCAUCCAGCGCUACGAGGAGAUGUACUCGCAAUUGAGCAACGCCAUGGGCAUCCUCAACUGGCUCGGCUGCACGCUGAGUCCCUGGAUGACGGUCUACCUCCACCGUAUCACGCACGGCAAAGGCAACAGCGCCUCCAAAGCCUCCCAGGUCACGGCCCACUCUAACCGCCCGCCCUCGGGCUCGGCGGCGGCAAAUAGCAGCGCGGGGGAGACAGAGUCCAAGAGCGCCCCAGCGUCUUAAAUUCCCGUUUAUUACGCUUCAUUUUAUUUAACAAUCUCCUUACCGGCAUCCGGUAGAAUAUUGUCCAUUAUAAUUAUAUUAUUUUAAUUUAAUCCAAAUAAUUUGCAAUUAAUUCUGAUUGGUUCAAUUAUUUUUUAUGUACGAGUAUUUCUAUGGUCUCUGUGUCUAUUUACAUUUUAAUAGAUUUAUUUUUGGUUGUAGUCUUUG